GAAUAUACUCAAGGAGUGCGAUACGAUCAAGUCGUAAAGAUACACUUGAGCAUAACGGCAGGGGCCAAGGGAUGUUACUUUAUCAUACAAAGAGUUUCUGGCCACCCAUUAGGUCUUUAUAGAGCAAACAAACAAGAGGAGAGCAAUACGAUCUAG
Messenger RNA from Mucor mucedo, 156 nucleotides. RefSeq lists its product as uncharacterized. The annotation marks the transcript as partial. NCBI's taxonomy places the organism in Eukaryota, Fungi, Mucoromycota, Mucoromycetes, Mucorales, Mucoraceae. The transcript has 2 exons. The record is from RefSeq and is a predicted model, not a curated record.